Messenger RNA from Varroa destructor (honeybee mite), 1236 nucleotides. RefSeq lists its product as uncharacterized. Gene Ontology annotation, biological process: negative regulation of smoothened signaling pathway. The record is from RefSeq and is a predicted model, not a curated record. Gene Ontology annotation, cellular component: Golgi apparatus; ciliary membrane. NCBI's taxonomy places the organism in Eukaryota, Metazoa, Arthropoda, Arachnida, Mesostigmata, Varroidae.
CACCCGACCACUGCUUAGCCCCAAUGAAACUUCAGAACGUAGAGUUACAUUAGGGGACUUAACCCAGUUAUUCUAUUUUCCCGGAUAAUAAUACUAAUGCGUAACGAAAGUUCUGAAACUAACCGGUUUUGUGGAUCCAACUGUGAAAUCGAGGGUCCAACAAUACCAGAUUCGCUUUUGUGUAGAUCAACGACCAUCAAGGUUCAUACAGCCCCAUCAAGCGGUGCCUCCGUUAAUGAUGACCGCUAGGAUACUGGAAUGUAGCAAAUGAACAGGGCCUCUGAAUAUUAUGACGGAACGGUACACAGGUGAACAUGAGCCCUUGGGCAAGUUAUUUUAGAUGGUACUUUUCACCGCGAACUCAUUAAUUGGUGCCGCUUUUAUCAAAAGUGGUUUUUAAUGAUGGAUAAGCUAACGUUGGUAUCGGGCACGCUGUUUCUCAGUGCGAAUGUAUUUGCUAUCCUCAGCCUGGUUCUACCUGAGUGGAUCGUCAGUGAAGUCGGUGGUGAUACUCGUCUCGGACUGCUUCAGACAUGCCUUUCCAUCAACGGCCGACCAGGUCUCACUUGUUACCCCCCAAAGCUCCAGCCUGAAUGGAUGCUAACACUAGUUUGUAUCAUCAUUGGCUGCAUCUGCAUCACGGCUACAACGAUCCUUUUAGCCAUCUCUCAUCGAAACCUUGGGAUUGUCCACUAUGCCCGAUGGAUGGGAUUUGCAGCCAUGACAGCUAACGCUACCGCACCGGCGGGAUAUUUCACGGCCAUCCUGUUUUCACAUCUCGCUGUGUUGCCGUGCUAUAUCGCUAUGUGUUAUUCUGCAUUGCAGCUGUCGUGUUUCCCGUGGGGUUUGGCACCGAACAAAUCGGUGGAGAAGCAUACCAGUUGCCUUCCUCGCAUCAAGUCGGCAUUUCGUACAUACUGUUCAUACUUGCUCUUUGGGUGACCGUCAUUUCUGAGCUGUUUGCGGGCAAAGUGUGUAUGCCCCAUUUCUGAAAAUUUCGAUCAAACGUGGUUCAUCGCUACAACUUUUUGAAUCGCGAGAAUAGUUAUUAUAAAGUUAGGGUGGCGUCGUAAUAUUUCGCCAAAAUACUAGGUAGUUCGCUUAAACGUUGUAGAUGUUUUCCAACACUUCUAUGUGUUUAUGGAUCGCUUAUGAGUUGAUUAUAUUAGAAUUAUGAUCUGUGCACGGAAAUAACUCAAAGUAGUAUUUAAUGUAAUAAAUACCGUUUUUCAUACA